Molecule: messenger RNA, 828 nt
Organism: Lotus japonicus
Lineage: Eukaryota; Viridiplantae; Streptophyta; Magnoliopsida; Fabales; Fabaceae
Exons: 1
Coding region: 1-828 (275 amino acids)
Source: RefSeq, a predicted model, not a curated record
AUGGAUGGUUGGGAUUGGUUUGGAGCUGCGAUCCAAAAGACAGUAAGGGAAGGCAAUGAUACACUGUUUUGGAUUGAGAAGUGGGUGGGGAAUCAACCAUUGGAAUCUCGGUUCCAUAGAUUGUUUAAUUUAUCAAAACAGAAAUGGUGUAGUGUGAAGAACAUGGGUACAUGGAGUAACGGGGAAUGGAAUUGGGAAUUUAAAUGGAGAAGGAAUUUACAGGGGAGGGAGCGAAUGCGGCUGCUGGAACUAUUGGAGGAAGUGAGGUCUGUGAGCUUGGUGGAGGCUAGGCCUGACAAGUGGACAUGGAGCCUUGAAGGGGCUGGUGUAUAUUCAGUUAAUUCCUCUUAUCUGUUUUUGCAGGAAAAAGAAUUGGGUGAGCGUGACUCAGUCUUGGCGUCGAUCUGGUCUGUACCUGCACCUUCUCAUGUUCGUGCUUUCGCUUGGAGAAUGGUCCAGAAUCGUGUGCCAACAAGGGACAAUCUAUUUAGAAGACAAGUGCUGGGAACUGAAGAUGAUCUGUUAUGUCCACUGUGCCAUCAAACAGGGGAAACAAGUAGGCAUUUAUUUUUUUCAUGUCCAAUCUCUUUAAGCAUUUGGUACUUUUGCUACGCCUGGAGAGGUCUUGAUGCGGUGCUGCCUUCUACACCAAGUGAGCAUUUUCUCCAAUUUCCAAUGAGUGGAAGGCCUAAGUCACAACAAGUUGGUGAAUUGGCUAUUUGGCUGGCAGCUACUUGGACUAUAUGGACUAUGCGCAACAGGAUUAUUUUCCAAGGUGCAACCCUGGAACUUGGGAAUAUAUUGGAGCUAGUUCAAGUGAAGUCGUGA